This is a messenger RNA of Puccinia graminis f. sp. tritici CRL 75-36-700-3, 2425 nucleotides long. RefSeq lists its product as uncharacterized. NCBI's taxonomy places the organism in Eukaryota, Fungi, Basidiomycota, Pucciniomycetes, Pucciniales, Pucciniaceae. Gene Ontology annotation, biological process: spindle attachment to meiosis I kinetochore; kinetochore assembly; attachment of mitotic spindle microtubules to kinetochore. The transcript is spliced from 7 exons. Bases 78 to 2222 code for a protein of 714 amino acids. The record is from RefSeq and is a predicted model, not a curated record. Gene Ontology annotation, molecular function: centromeric DNA binding. Gene Ontology annotation, cellular component: kinetochore.
CACCAAGCCAGCCUAUUUACAACCAACAGAACAAAACAAGCAAUCACCAUCACCAUCUCAGCCUCAACCCACUCGGAAUGCCUCCCCGAUCUCGCACCGCAACAUCGGACGCAUAUCAUGGUUCAUUCGAUCCUGGGGUCACUGGACGACGAACAGGAGUAGCACCACCGACAAAAGUUCGACGGACUUCGAAUGGAAUCGAAGCUUUCUCAGAUUAUUUCAAUUCUCCUAGAAAAGAUCCAAGCGUCUCGCCCAUUAGAUCCCCAAGCAAACGAACAAAUGAUGACCAGAUACCCCAACGAAUGAGAAACGAUCGUCCCGAUAUGUUUCAUGAAAUCGGUGAACGCGGAAGGAAAACAGGGAUCAGUCCACCCAAAAACUCGACGAGGGAUGAGAAUGGAUUUGAAGAUUUUGAUAAUUAUCUGAUUAAAGCGACCGAGCAAACUAAUAAAGGAAUCGCGAGAGAGAGGAGGAAGAGCAUGCGACGGAAAUCUACCGGUCAAGCCCUCCACAACCGGAAACUCUCUGUUGCCACAUUUGUAGACGACGACGAUGACGAUGAUGAAUUCAUGGAAGAAAGUAUGAGUCUUGCUACCCCUGACACCAGCGCCUUACAACGCCGACAAUCCCGCUCCUCGCAUCUUGGAUCAGCUCAAUCAAAUCCGAUUGAUUCAGAUCAACGGAAAACUCGAUCAAGAAUUUCAGAUGCGAUAGAUCAAUCAAUACGAACACCUACCGGCUCUGACUUGAUUGACUUUGAUGUGGUUCCCGAAGGUCCUGUUCAUUCACACUCACGACAUAAGUCUCACGAUGAACAGCCGAUGACAAUACAGGAUGAUGAACAAGAACAAGAUGAAGAUGAAGAUGAUAUACAAAACUCAGGAGGGAUGGUGGCCAAUGAAUAUGAUGAGGAGUCUGUUGUUAGUGGUGAAUUGGAUGCCCCACCUCCUCCACCCGACUCGGUUGAAGACGAAGAAUCGGACAAUCCCGCCGGAUUAGAGGAUAUUGCCGAGGUCGAAGAGGAGGAGGAGGACCACGAGACAACAGCUGGCCCUAACGAUCAUGCGGAUUCGUCUAAUCCCAAGCCGCCUGAACGUCCGAAACCGCAGAAAAAAAACCAUCGUCCUCCACCUCCUGCAGGGGUUCGUCGAGGACAACGGCAACGCUUUGAACGUCUAGCACAUUGGAGAGGUGAACGGGUCGUCUACGGGCGGAGUGUGACGCCGGACGGGAACCAAAAAGUAAUAGGAAUGGUAGAUGUGGUCCGAGUGCCGACCGAGCCGCCUGAGUCAUUUGCCGCAUCUAGGCGAAACCGACGUGGGAUGACAAAGAUCAAAUCCGAAAGCGUUGCACCCCAAGAGAUCCAUGACAACCGCCAGCCAGAGGAAGGCUGGGAUUCUAAAACCCUGCCGAACGGGAUCGUCUACAGUUCUACUAAACAUAAAGAUAUCGAACGUGCCGUCGUUUGUACGAAGAAUAUGGUCACCAUUGACGUCGAAGGCAAAGCUGGAGUACCUAACUCGUUCGAGUUUCAAAGAGUCUUCAAGCAUUCAGAUUUCAUUGCUGGCGGAUUCAUGUAUAUCCCUGUGGGUGGCGGUAAACCACUCAAACCAUCUAAGGAUAAUUGCUAUUUUUUUACCGUUGUAGAAGGGGCAGUUUCAGUCCAUGUCCAUCGGACUACGUUUGUUGUUGCUCCUCACGGCGUGUUUUGGAUUCCUCGAGGGAACGUUUACUCAAUACAAAACAUCAGUGAAAGGACGGCCAAACUGUCAUUUGCUCAAGCUAGAAGAGCCACCGAUGCAGAUGCAGAGAUAGAUUCGGAUGACAUAGAUGAAGAGCAUUCGAUGCUUCAAAACAGUUCCAACGACCCAUCCACAUCCACCAGCAUACCCCAGAAAGCCGGCCGUCUCCCUCAUCCUGACGAAUCUCUUACUCAUGAUCCCACUAACAAAUCAACCAAGACCCGGAAAAAUCUUAACAAGAAUAAGAAAAAGGUUGUCAAUGAGAAUGAUACCAGUGCUAGCACCAAUACCAGUAAUCCUCCUGGUAAGAAAAAACCAAGGAAGGUGCUUGGGAUGAAGAAAAAGAAGAAGAAUAUGAAACAGAAGCAGAAGCAGAAGGAACAACCCGACGAAGAAGAACCUGAUGAGGAACAGCAACAAGAAGAAGAAAGGGAAGAGGAGGGGGAAGAGGAAGAAGAAGAAGAAGCACAGUCAUCAUGACAGUCUGCUUAAAAAUCCCCGAUUUCACUCUUUUUGUUUUUGCCACAACAAACAUUUUUUCUCUUGGUUCUGACUCAUCUUAUCUUUGGUUUUCUGAGUCAACUUUGUCUCAUCAGACUUGCAUAUUCACAAAAGCUGGUCUCAAUCUUGGCUGCCAUAGUUUUGUCACAUGAUGUAUCUUGUAUCUUCCUAUCUCUUUCCGC